AUGCCUCUCAAAGUCAUUAUUGUUGGCGCUGGUAUUGGAGGGUUAAGUGCGGCCACGGCUUUUCACCAAGCUGGGCAUCAUGUCGAGAUAUUUGAGAAGUCCCAUUUCCUUAGCGAGGUCGGCGCUGCGCUUGUCGUUGCUCCUAAUGGAGUACGAGUUCUAUCUACACUGGGAUUUUCCUUUGAGAACGCCCGUAGUAAGCCAAAGUCUACUUUUGAGCUUCGCGAUGGGAAAGACUUUGAAAGAAUUGAUAGUGUUAGUGCUACGCCUGUGGAGACAACAUUUGGGGCCCCCCUGUAUACAAUGCAGCGGGCGGACCUUCACGAGGAGCUUUUUCGAUGUGCCACUACUCCAAUUCCAGGGCUUUCGAAUGUCUCUAUACGCCUAGGGGCCAAAGUCUGCUCUGCUGAUCCCUUUGCGGGGACUGUUCAUUUGGAAGACGGAUCCAUCCAUACGGCAGACCUUAUUAUCGGUGCCGAUGGCCUUCAUUCCAUAUUGAAAUCGGGCGUACUGGAUGGGCAACCUGAUGUGCCAAUUUCUACCAGUUAUACCGCGUUCAGGUUUCAAAUUCCAACAGAUGCACUGUCUGAUGACCCCGACUUCCUCGAUUUACUUGCAAAGAAAGGGCAUGGUCCCUCAAUUCUGGCAGAUGUUUCGAAUCAUAUUACAGCAGAACAUAUGGUGUGGUAUGACUGUCAAAAUGGUGAAAUGCAGAACUUUGUGGGAAUCCAGAAUAACCUUCAAACCGAUGAUGACGAUCCAAUGCAGUCACUUCUGUCAAAGUUCAGUCACUUUCAUCCAGGACUGAUGCGGGUAAUCAGCAAAGCUCCGAAGGUGACCAAAUGGCCCCUUAAGGUUUUCCGUCCGCUGCGACGUUGGUCUCGAGGAAAGCUUCUUUUAAUUGGAGAUGCUGCACAUCCAAUGUUGCCUUUCAGUGGACAAGGUGCCAAUCAAGCCAUCGAAGAUGCUGGGGCACUUCGAAUACUAUUCCACAAUUACGUAUCACCGGACGAAAUGCCUGCUCGUUUAUCAUUGUUUGAAAAUGUGCGCAAGUUUCGCGUCUCCCGAGUACAGACGAUGUCAAGCGUACGAGUGGGGAAAGAAGAGGAGAUACAGGAAGAACUUCAAAAGUAUGCGGACCAUCCAGGCGCUGAUGUUCCAAGAACAUUUCACGAGCGUCUGGGGCAUGACUUCAGUUACGAUGUACUUGAAGUCACUGGGGCCAAACUCCGCGAGUAUGAAGUCAACCGAAAGCUCCAAGAUACCUCUUCCCAGAGACUGCCCUUCCCAGUCUCAAAUGUAUCACUGGCGGUUGCUUGGCUUCGCGAGAAUCUUUUUAGUUUUUCAAAUUCUUGGCAGGGAUAUUUCUUUGCGCCUCGGAAUGGCCAGUAA
Penicillium brasilianum is the source of this 1392-nucleotide messenger RNA. The record is from the annotation of a GenBank genome assembly. Lineage: Eukaryota; Fungi; Ascomycota; Eurotiomycetes; Eurotiales; Aspergillaceae.